Messenger RNA from Ostreobium quekettii, 1221 nucleotides. The record is from the annotation of a GenBank genome assembly. NCBI's taxonomy places the organism in Eukaryota, Viridiplantae, Chlorophyta, Ulvophyceae, Bryopsidales, Ostreobiaceae.
AUGCAACAAUCGAUUCAGGACCGAACGCCGUUGAAAAUCUGUGCUGCAGAUUUUGUACUUGUAAGCUUGUCGUUUCAAGCACUACAGCAAAGUGCUGCAGGGAUCCCGGCAUCUGUACCGGAUGAUGUGCCGCGCGCACCGCCAGACGUGACGUGGGGGGAUGACGACACGUUAUUGGCGCCGGUUCGAAGGUGGAAACCGGGCGACAGUACUUUCGUGCCACCUUCGGAGUUCCCUGGACUGUCAUAUUGGGUGGAGGCCCAGGGAGGGGCAGAGAGGCCGACCGGGCUUGCACGCCUUGGCGCGCCGCCUGGGAAUUGGCCCGCGACUUCACUGUCGGCAAAGCCACGCCGCGAGGCGGAUGUACAUGCUGCAGCAGCGAACGGCCUGACCGUCAAGUCGUUGUCAACGCUGUGCAUGAGAUCGUUCGCCGGCAGCCAGAUGUCUUUCCCCACGGGCUCAGCCGUCCGGCGCGCCUGCCGGUCGGGCUCCUGGACGCAGACCACGGCGGGCCUGGCCCCGGGAUACGUGCAGGCGAACUUCGCGGCCCUCCCGGCGUCCGUGGCCUUCGACUUCAUGGUCUUCUGCCACAGGAACCCGAAGCCCUGCCCCCUGCUGGACGUCACGGACCCGGGCUGCCCGGAGCCCAGGUUCGCCGCGCCGGGCGCCGACUUGCGCACCGACUUGCCGAAGUACUGCAUCCUGCGGAGUGGGGAGGAGCCCCUGGAGGCGGAGAGCGUGGUCGAUCGCUGGCGAGAGGACACGGUGGGCUUCCUGACGGGCUGCUCCUUCACCUUCGAGGCCGCCAUGGCGGACGCCGGCCUGCCGUUGCGGCACCAGGAGCAGGGCACGGUGGUGCCCAUGUACAAGACGAACAUCGCCUGCCAUCCCGCGGGGCCCUUCUCGGGGCCGAUGGUGGUGUCGAUGCGGCCGUUGGGUCGGUCGGAUGUCAUGCGAGCCGCGGAGCUCACCAGGCGGUUUCCGAAGGCGCACGGCGGGCCAGUUCACAUCGGAGAUCCGUCGUCGAUCGGGAUCACAGAUUUGGACCGCCCGGAUUUCGGGUGCAGGGCGGAGGUGAGGGAGGGGGAGGUGCCGGUGUUCUGGGCCUGCGGGGUGACGGUGCAGAUGGCCAUCCGGAACGCGGGCCUGGACCUCGCGAUCACGCACGCUCCGGGACACAUGUUCGUGGCGGACACCAAAGACGUGGACAUGCUGAUUUGA